AUGGCGGAGCCACCACCGUCUUACCAUCACUUCGUGGGUCCUUCAAAACCUCGAUCAUCGUCGAGCAAACGACACUCUUUCUCCUCUUCUUCUUCUGGUACUCAUUGCCACCGUCUCUUCCCUUGCCAGUACUGUCCCCGCAAGUUCUACACCUCUCAAGCUCUCGGCGGUCACCAAAACGCUCACAAACGCGAACGCGCGGCUGCUCGUCGUAACCUCGGCGUCCUUUCUCACUCUCCUCCCAUCCUCGACGAUAACUCCACCACCUUUCUUCGUCAUCAUCCUUACCCUUGUUUUUACCCUAACCCGAUGCACCACCAAGGACCUUCUUCUCCUUCUGGACUAAUCGGACCCGGUCAUGAACAGACGGCGAUGAUGAUGACGACCAUGGGUGGCGGUGGUGGUGGUGGCUACGAUCCGUUUCCGUAUCCUUACGUGUACCCUUUUGGUUUGUCUGGUAGUAACGACGGUAACGGCGUCAUGGACGAAGACGAACCUCUCAAUCUCGACCUCUCUCUCCGUUUAUGA
This is a messenger RNA of Camelina sativa (false flax), 528 nucleotides long. The record is from RefSeq and is a predicted model, not a curated record. Lineage: Eukaryota; Viridiplantae; Streptophyta; Magnoliopsida; Brassicales; Brassicaceae.